GACAUUUAGCUAUUACUGCUGUACAGAAUCGUUUUAGAAAGGUAAAAUCUGUUUCGCAAUUGCAUAGAUGGGAAGAAAACGUAAUGCGCGGCGAGUCAAACAGGGACAAAUUUAUAUUUAUUGCCGAAUAUGUACUAUCGCAAUUCCAAGAAGCUAUUGAUAGAGGAUCUAUCAUUCACGACAUAGAUUUGCGAAAAUGGGCAUUACAAGCAAAGGAGCAAAUAGACUUUUCUUCAUUUAGAGCAGGAAAUUGGUGGAUAUGGAAUUUUAAAAAAGCACAUCGCAUUGUAUCACGUAAAAUAACAAGUUUUAAAACGCGAUCUUCUCAUGCAGCUGAUGUAACAAUACGUCAAAGCGCAGAGGAAUUUGUGAGACAGGUUAAACCACAUAUUGAUGUUAUCGGUGCAGGAUCAAUUUAUAAUGCAGAUGAAAGCGGCUUUAAUUUCGAAAUACAUUCUGGAAGAACAUUAACUAAUGUGGGAGCAAAACAAGUCGAAUCUACUAUCCAAUCUUUAUCUUCUAUGACUCAUAGCUAUACCAUUAUGCCCAUUAUAUCUGCAGAUGGACAUCUUCUUUCACUUCUGUAUAUAGUACUAAAAGAAUCUAGUNGAAAAUUUGGACCACGAGUAGAAGAAACUCUUUUUAGACCUAUUAAUGUUUACAUUGCGGCUUCAAAAUCCGGAAAACUCACAAGCCAACAUUUCAAAAACUGGUUUGAAGAAGUAUAUUUACGAAAUACUGGAGAAAAAAGUCUACUACUGCUUGAUUCAUGGACAGGACAUUGUCCGGAACAAUUAAAAGAAUUUAUACCAGCAGAUAAACAAAGAAGAAAAAUAUAUACCAAGAUGCAGUAUUUGUGGUAAAAUGGCUCUUAUACGUUGUGCAUGGUGCAAAGAAUAUUUUUGUUUUGAACAUUUCUUUGAACAAUAUCAUUAUUGUAACAAUUACAUAGAAUAAAUAAUAAUUUGAUAAUUAAUUUAA
Formica exsecta is the source of this 981-nucleotide messenger RNA. RefSeq lists its product as uncharacterized. The transcript has 4 exons. The record is from RefSeq and is a predicted model, not a curated record. Lineage: Eukaryota; Metazoa; Arthropoda; Insecta; Hymenoptera; Formicidae. The coding region runs from base 84 to 863 and encodes 259 amino acids. Gene Ontology annotation, molecular function: nucleic acid binding.